AUGCCGUCCUGUUAUUCGAAGAGGAAAGCCUACCUUGCCCGCGUGCAUGAGGUCACGACGGAGGUUCGGCGGAGGUUGCUGCAGAUUACAGCCACAGCAAAGGCCGGAGGGGACUCCCAGCCUUAUCAUCCAGCCAAAUGUUCGGAUGCCGAGCCAUACAUAUCGACCAAUAAAAAACCUGAGAUUACAACAGCCGAUAACGUAACUUAG
This is a messenger RNA of Opisthorchis viverrini, 210 nucleotides long. RefSeq lists its product as hypothetical. NCBI's taxonomy places the organism in Eukaryota, Metazoa, Platyhelminthes, Trematoda, Opisthorchiida, Opisthorchiidae. The record is from RefSeq and is a predicted model, not a curated record. The transcript has a single exon. The coding region runs from base 1 to 210 and encodes 69 amino acids.